Messenger RNA from Apodemus sylvaticus (European woodmouse), 3567 nucleotides. RefSeq names its product lysosomal associated membrane protein 2 (gene Lamp2). The record is from RefSeq and is a predicted model, not a curated record. Lineage: Eukaryota; Metazoa; Chordata; Mammalia; Rodentia; Muridae. The transcript is spliced from 9 exons. Bases 148 to 1386 code for a protein of 412 amino acids. Gene Ontology annotation, cellular component: membrane.
CCUGGUCUUAUGACUUCAGCUGAAGCGGCGAGUCCUGGCUUCUGCGGUGCCUCGGUCGGUGGUCGCCAGUGCUUUCGCUUUCCCAGGGCUUGCGAGGGUAUUCGUUGGAGCUGUCGGUCCGGUCGUCACCUGUCCUGAGGGAUCACGAUGCGUCUCCUUUCUCUGGUUACGGGCUCGGAGCUCGUUCUGCUCGUUCUGUUCCUGGGAGCUGUUCAGUCCAAUGCAUUGAAGCUUAACUUGACAGAUUCAAAGGGUACUUGCCUUUAUGCUGAAUGGGAGAUGAAUUUUACUGUAACCUAUAAAGCUGCAGACCAAACCAAUAAAACUGUAAACAUUGCAGUACCUGACAAGGUGACACACAAUGGAAGCAGUUGUGGGGAUGACCGUAAUGUUGCCAAAAUAAUGAUACAGCUUGGAUCCACUGUGUCCUGGGCUGUGAAUUUUACCAAAGAAUCAUCUCAGUAUACUAUUCAAGACAUCGAGAUUUCCUACAACACUAGUGAUAACACCACAUUUCCUGGUGCUGUAGAUAAAGGAGUUUUUACUGUUAAAGAUCCUGUGAAAUUUGAAGUGCCAAUGGAUGUCAUCUUUAAGUGCAAUAGUGUUUUAACUUUCAAGCUGACUCCGGUUGUUCAGCACUAUUGGGGUAUUCACCUGCAAGCUUUUGUCCAGAAUGGUACAGUGAGUAAAAAUGAAAAAGUGUGUGAGGAAGACCAAACUGUCACCACUGUAGCACCUGUCAUUCACACCACCGUGCCAUCGCCUCCGACCACACUCACUCCAACGUCAACACCCAUCCCACCUCCAACAGUUGGAAACUACAGCAUUCAUAACGGGAAUACCACCUGCCUGCUGGCUACUAUGGGGCUGCAGCUGAACAUUACUGAGGAGAAGGUGCCUUUCAUUUUUAACAUCAACCCUGCCACAACCAACUUCUCCGGCAGCUGCCAUCCUCAAACUGCUCAACUUAGGCUGAACAACAGCCAAAUUAAGUAUCUGGACUUUAUCUUUGCUGUGAAAAAUGAAAAACGAUUCUAUCUGAAGGAAGUGAAUAUCAACAUGUAUUUGGCUAAUGGUUCAGCUUUCAAUAUUUCAAAUAACAACCUUAGCUUCUGGGAUGCCCCUCUGGGAAGUUCUUAUAUGUGCAACAAAGAGCAGGUGGUUUCCGUGUCUAGAACUUUUCAGAUAAAUACCUUUAACCUAAAGGUGCAACCUUUUAAUGUGACAAAAGGAGAGUAUUCUACAGCCCAGGAGUGUUCGCUGGAUGAUGACACCAUUCUAAUACCAAUUAUAGUUGGUGCUGGUCUUUCAGGCUUGAUUAUCGUUAUAGUGAUUGCUUACCUAAUUGGCAGAAGAAAGACCUAUGCUGGAUAUCAAACUCUGUAACACUAAUCCACAUGUGAUCUCUGUUACAAAACAAUAAAGCAAGUACAAGUUCUCGCAUGCAAUACUGUUGAAGGUACAUUUAGUUAUAGUCCUGCUCUUAGAUUGGGUGGUAUGGUAGAUCUCAAAUUAAAACAAAAGAAUUCCAAAUACUAUCAACUACAAAUGAAUCAUAUGAUUUUGGUUUUCCUGACUAAGGAGUUUAUAACUACUAUAGCAAAAGGCAUGUACAAAAUUAUCUGGUUUUAUUUCACUGUCUGGAAUUUCUGAUGAGAAUGUCCAGUGUAGGAAAAAGAGCAGGUUUCUUCUGCUUGCAUGAGGUUGACUUUGGCCAUCAUGAUCUCCACUGGAUUUGUACUUGCUCCUUUUGCAUCGCUUGUGACUUUUCUUUGCAGGUUGACUUAGCUACUUCGGCCUUGCUCCAUAUUUCACCUUUGAAAAAGGUAUCAGUAGAUUUGAGCAGAGCCCAGAAGUAUCAUGCUCUUGCCAGUAAAAUUCUUUUCCCACAUUUUUUGAAUACAUUUGUAUUUAAUGUGGCCAAAAUGACAAAAACACAAAAGUUCUACAUUUUAGAAUAGAUGUUAUCUUUUUAUUUAAUCUUUUAAAAAACUGGAUGUUUCAAUGUUUUAAAUUGCAAGACACAAGGCAAUUCCAACUGGGCAUUUCAAUCUGGUUUUAGGUGCUUUAGAGAUAAUUGCUAGGUAGUGCCAAAUGAGGGCAUUAGUGCUCAGUACCCAGAAAUUGGCCUCUACAUGCAGCACUAAGAUUAAUGCAGAUUUCUCUUGAACCUUCCAGUCUUCCUUGUUGGUGGUAAUGUGCUUUGCUCUUUCCUUUUUUCUUGUCAAGAAGAAAUGUUAGUAUGUCUUAGAACCUAGAUAACGAAGUGCACUUACGCUCAUAAAAUUGCUUGCACCUAACCCCAAAGUCAUGGUCUUGCCUUAGUCCAUUAACAUGGUCUUCAUUUCCAGUUUGCAUUGACUGCUACAGCAUUUACUAAUUUGGCUUUUAUGUUUAAAUGGUUCUGUGAUAAUCUAAAUUUAAAUAGUUACUGUUCAUUGUGGUACUUUUCUAUUCAAUUCUGUACUCAGAGAUGGCACCAAUUGUUCAUUUACUAUGCACCACCUACUGCUUAUAUAAGAGCUAAUUAUUUCAGCCUGAUACUUAACACAUCAUGUAUUCCUUGCAGCUUCUAGGACAUCUUCCAUACAUGUAUGCUUACAUGUGUACAUACUGGUAUGGCGCAGCAAAUAGUUCUUAAGAUCUGCAGCCAUAUAUAGAAGGGUCUUGUUAUUUGGGAAGGGCAGAUUAAAUGCCUUUCAUUUACAAGAAAAUUAAGAGCCAUCUGGGUUCCAAAAUGCUGAUGUUGAAUACAUGAUAUAUAUGCACACAUAUAGGCACUUGCAUGUUAGCACGUUUGUUUGUGACUGUCUUUUGAGUUAUAUAGGAGUGACAGAGAUUGUGUCACUUUAACUUGCUGUCUACUUAGCCUGAAAACCUUACUAGUUCAGAGUCAUGUUCCUGACCCUCUUCUAGAGCAACAGGGAACUGCAUGGCCAACUUAAAACCCUUGUUAUAAAUGAACCAGAAACCUGAUUUUUAAAAUACAUUUUCAUUUCAACUGUGUUUUUGCAUAAGCUUGUUAAUCCUAAAAGAAUGGAUUUGUUUUUAAGAACGUAGGUCUUCUGUAUUUGUCAUGAAUCAAGCAAACAGCUUUUAAAAAAGAUUAAUUGGAACAAGUGGGUGGCACUGGCUUAAUGCUGUUAAUGUUUCUAAACGAUUUUACAUUUAGAUUAUAUAUCGGAUUCAUAUUAAGAUACCUCCAAAGCACUGUUUUAUAGAAAGAUCUGACUUCAAUAAAUAUUUUUGUAUUUUACAUGGGCCAGUUUAUGUACCGCUAUUUACACUAUUAUUUCCUAUAGACAAUACACACUAUCUUUGUAGUUUUUGUAUUUUUGUUUAGUUUUACUGGUUUUGCUUCUUGAUGGUAGGACUCUAUUUGGUUUGGGAUGUUUCCCACACUUUAGAAUUUGUAUAAGAAACUGGUCCAUGUAAGUACUUUCCAUGUUUUCUCUUCAAAUGUUUAAAGUGCUAGUUGAUGUACGAUAUCUCUUCUCAGAUAUUUGCCUGUCUGUUUGCCCAACAUUGCUUCUAAAUCAAUAAAGAUUCUUUUAUUUCUUAAGGAAA